Messenger RNA from Saccostrea cuccullata (small rock oyster), 5063 nucleotides. Its product is annotated as mucin-2-like. Bases 527 to 1684 code for a protein of 385 amino acids. NCBI's taxonomy places the organism in Eukaryota, Metazoa, Mollusca, Bivalvia, Ostreida, Ostreidae. The transcript is spliced from 3 exons. The record is from RefSeq and is a predicted model, not a curated record.
AAUAUCAGCGCUUCGGAAUACACUCGUCGAGUGAAUCAGGCUAAUCGCUUGUUGAAGACUUGCGUAACACAAGAUGAUAUGCACUUUUGGAAACUGAAAGGUUUUACCUGUAGCAGGAAUAACGUGACGGAGUCCAUUUAAAUAAUCUUGGACAGUACAAACUCUUGAGACAAAUUAGGGGAAUUCUCCUUCUGUUAUCCAGGGAUCACUAAUUACCCUUGAAGACAGGGGCUUCUCGGGUCCACAGGCGCAAAAUACACAUUAUGUGUUCUUGUUAACAUUUUAAAUUUCUUUAACUUUUAUUUUUAUGAUCAUCAUGCAUACAAUAUUUGAUUUAAUAAGUAGUAUAAAAAUUUUAUGGUUUAUAUUACAUAAUAAUUUCAUGAAUCGUCCAUAUUUUUGCACCUUUGGUUAAGCAUAUUCAGCAAUGUUUACAAUUCAAUUAUUUUGAUUACAGCAGAAGUUUGUGUCCUAAGGUGAAUCUACAUCCGUGGGUUCCAAUAUUGUUUUUAUUUGACCUGGAAGGAUGGCUUCGAGACCAAAACGAAGAAGAACCUCGACCAAACGUCAGGAUCCCCCUACAACAACGACAACGUCAGAGACGAGAAGCGAAGACGUUAGUAUAAUUUUCCAGCAAUGCAUGUCAAAAAUCAUGCCGACGAUCGAGGAGACGUUUAAAACGUGUAUGGACGAUUAUUUUAAGUCCAAGUCUGCAUCUUCGCCUCCGCCAACUGCAUCUUCGCCUCAGCCAACUGCAUCCUCGCCUCAGCCAACUGCAUCUUCGCCUCCGCCACCAGGGCCACUGGAACCAAGUAUGACGUCGCCAGCAACUACACUCCUUAGUGAAAUUACAGGUCAAAGAGUUCCAAACACGGUUUCCUUACAUGGGUCCGGCCUGCACCCCUGUGAACCCAGCAUUGAUAAGUCUCUGAAUCAAACCGCAGAGUCCUUGCUGUAUCGUUCUCUAUCACCGUCCACAGUUGCAGCAUAUAAAUCAGCAUUCCAGGCAUACAAGCUCUUUAUAUUACAAACUUACGGUCAAGAAACGUCACCACUACCACCCGGUUUGGAACACCUAGCUUACUUCAUAGCAAAUUGUUACCAAACAAAUUUAGCUGCGUCCACUACUCGAACCAUUAUAUCCGCUCUUAGUUUCAUUUUUCAGUUAAGUUCUUCUCAGGAUGUUACCCAACAUUUCAUCAUCAAAAAAAUGCUUCAAGGCUUUCUAAAAGCAAAACCGAUUGGCGACCCUAGACUCCCAAUAACCCCAGAUAUUCUCCUAAAACUAGUACAGGCCCUCCCCUACACUGCAGAUUCAUAUUUUUCCAGAAUUUUGCUUCAGGCCAUGUUUAUCUUAGCUUAUUGCGCCUUUCUAAGGGUAGGAGAAAUUACUAAAACCAACAGCAAAACCCAUCAUUAUCUAUUAGCAAAACACGUAUCAAAGGGUAACAAAACAAAUGGCAUAGGUUUCCUAGAAGUUGCAAUACCUCAUUUCAAACAUUCAAAGUCAAAUUCUACAACUAUCCACCUAUGUCAGAACACCAUAAACCCAUUGCUAUGUCCAAAUCGCGCGAUCACAGAUUUCCUUAACAUCAGAAAACACGAUUCCCCAGAAGCACCCUUUUUUCUUUUAUGGACAACACCCCAGUCCCCCGCCAAUAUUUCACUUCACAACUUCGGCUAGCUCUUAAAUUUAGCAAUUUAGAUCUUUCGAAAUAUCAGGCCCACAGUUUCAGGAUAGGUGCAGCAACAACAGCCGCUGCAACGGGAUACACAGAAAUUCAAAUUCAAAACAUGGGUCGUUGGAAGUCCAGUGCCUUUAGGAAGUACAUUCGCAUCCCUUCUAUUACCCCGUAUUAAGAUUAUCUGGAGACAGGGGCUUCAGGUGUUUUUGCCACAACAACUCGUUUUUUAGCUCACCUGAGCCGAAGGUUUAAGUGAGCUUUUCUGAUCACAUUUUGUCCGUCGUCCGUCCGUCUGUCCGUCCGUCUGUCCGUCUGUCUGUCUGUCCGUCUGUAAACUUUUCACAUUUUCGACUUCUUCUCAAGAACCACUGGGCCAAUUUUGACCAAACUUGAUACAAAGCAUCCUUGGGUAAAGGGGAAUUUAAAUUGUUAAAAUGAAGGGACAUAUCCCCUCGCAAGGGGAGAUAAUCAAGAAAAGACAAAAAUAGGGUGGGGUCAUUAAAAAAUCUUCUUCUCAAGAACCACUGGGCCAGUAAAGCUGAAACUUAUGUGGAAGCAUCCUGGGGUAGUGUAGAUGCUAAAUUGUUCAAAUCAUGACCCCAGGGGGAAGGACGGGGCCACAAUGGGGAAUCAAAGUUUUACAUAGAAAUAUAUAGGAAAAAUCUUUGAAAAUCUUCUUCUCAAGAACCACUGGGCCAGAAAAGCUGAAACUUAUAUGGAAGCAUCCUGGUAUAGUGUAGAUUCUAAAUUGUUCAAAUCAUGACCCCCGGGGGAAGGGCGGGGCCACAAUGGGGAAUCAAAGUUUAACAUAGAAAUAUAUAGGAAAAAUCUUUGAAAAUCUUCUUCUCAAGAACCACUGGGCCAGAAAAGCUGAAACUUAUGUGGAAGCAUCCUGGUACAGUGUAGAUUCUAAAUUUUUCAAAUCAUGACCCCCGGGGGAAGGGCGGGGCCACAAUGGGGAAUCACAGUUUUACAUAGAAAUAUAUAGGAAAAAUCUUUGAAAAUCUUCUUCUCAAGAACCACUGGGCCAGAAAAGCUGAAACUUAUGUGGAAGCAUCCUGGUAUAAUGUAGAUUCUAAUUUGUUCAAAUAAUGACCCCCUGGGGAUGGGUGGGGCCACAAUGGGGAAUCAAAGUUUAACAUAGAAAUAUAUAGGAAAAAUCUUUGAAAAUCUUCUUCUCAAGAACCACUGGGCCAGAAAAGCUGAAACUUAUGUGGAAGCAUCCUGGUAUAGCGUAGAUUCUAAAUUGUUCAAAUCAUGACCCCCAGGGAAAGGGCGGGGCCACAAUGGGGUAUCAAAUUUUUACAUAGAAAUAUAUAGGAAAAAUCUUUGAAAAUCUUCUUCUCAAGAACCACUGGGCCAGAAAAGCUGAAACUUAUGUGGAAGCAUCCUGGUACAGUGUAGAUUCUAAAUUGUUCAAAUCAUGACCCCCAGGGAAAGGGCGGGGCCACAAUGGGGAAUCACAGUUUUACAUAGAAAUAUAUAGGAAAAAUCUUUGAAAAUCUUCUUCUCAAGAACCACUGGGCCAGAAAAGCUGAAACUUAUGUGGAAGCAUCCUGGUAUAAUGUAGAUUCUAAUUUGUUCAAAUAAUGACCCCCGGGGGAUGGGUGGGGCCACAAUGGGGAAUCAAAGUUUUAUAAAGAAAUAUAUAGGAAAAAUCUUUGAAAAUCUUCUUCUCGGGAACCACUGGGCCAAAAAGCUGAAACAUAUGUGCCCAUGGAAGGAUCAUGUGGUAGUGUAGAUUUCAAAAUGUCUAAAUUAUGAUCAGUGGGGUAGGAUGGGGAUGCAUUAUGUAUAACAAGGGUGAAAUCUGCUAAAGAACAGAAUGGUCAAAGCUUCUCAGGUGAGCGAUGUGGCCCAUGGGCCUCUUGUACCUUAAGACAGGGGCUUAAGGUAAUCCUUAAUAUGAACAUUGUUACUUAGAGACAGGGGCUCUAAGUAUGGUUAAUGUUAGUAGUUUUUCUUGAGACAGGGGCUCAAGUAAAACCUUAACUUCUAAAGUAUUGUCCUUUCAUGUAUUUUGAUUUUGUGUUACACUUUCAUUUGAUCCUUAUAGUAAUUGUCAGCAAGAGAAUGGUGUGACAUUUAAUUUUUGUUUUGUCUAUGAUGAUGUUGUUGGAUGGGGGCGGUAACAAGCCAGCAUGAGCUUCUUUUCCUUCUUGCGCCGGUAUUACAAUGCUACCUUGUUACGGUGGCAGAUGACGCCCCAUAUUGUCUUUGUGUUGUACAUGUAUAUAUGCUGACAUUUUUUAGAUAGAUGUUUUUUGGAUUAACAAUUUUUACAAUUGAGACUCAGGGACGUUUUUUUAAUUUUAACACAGGUGCUUAAUUGUUGUCAAUAGUAUUUUUUGUUUCUUUUUCUAGUCAGAAUCGUGCACCGACCUUGCGGUUUCAUAGCAUAAUAUUUUUGUCUUUAGUCCUUUUAAUUUGAUUGUAUGUAUUUUUAUUGUUUGUCAUUUAUUGCACUUGUUUGAAUAAAUGACCAUUCUUAUUCCUCUACUUUUUGUUACUGUUAUAUUUUCGGGGAGAUUGCCAAACAACAUAAAACACAUUUAUAUAUAUAAAUGGUUUAUGGUGGUUGCACUGUGUGUUCAUUUUUAGUUUUAUACGCAGUACUAGCUAUUAAUAGAUUCAGCUACUGCUCUACAUAGCUCCUAGUGGAAUUUUCCAUGCGCAUGCGCAUUGGUUAUUUUAUUUGUAAACAUUGGCUGCAUUCAUUGUCUAACCACCACCCUCCCCUUUACCUUUUUUAUUUUGUUGUAUAUAUUUUAAAAAUGCCUUCUUUUUUAGGCCAUUUUAGCCGCCAGAGCAGAUGACGCCCCAUAUUGUCUUUGUGUUGUACAUGUAUAUAUGCUGACAUUUUUUUUUAGAUAGAUGUUUUUUGAAUUAACAAUUUUUACAAUUGAGACUCAGGGACGUUUUUUUAGUUUUAACACAGGUGCUUAAUUGUUGUCAAUAGUAUUUUUUGUUUCUUUUUCUAGUCAGAAUCGUGCACCGACCUUGCGGUUUCAUAGCAUAAUAUUUUUGUCCCUAGUCCUUUUAAUUUGAUUGUAUGUAUUUUUAUUGUUUGUCAUUUAUUGCACUUCCCAUAUUGUCUUUUUGUUGUACAUGUAUAUAUGCUGACAUUUUUUAGAUAGAUGUUUUUUGGAUUAACAAUUUUUACAAUUGAGACUCAGGGACGUUUUUUAGUUUUAGCACAGGUGCUUAAUUGUUGUCAAUAGUAUUUUUUGUUUCUUUUUCUAGUCAGAAUCGUGCACCGACCUUGCGGUUUCAUAGCAUAAUAUUUUUGUCCCUAGUCCUUUUAAUUUGAUUGUAUGUAUUUAUAUUGUUUGUCAUUUAUUGCACUUGUUUGAAUAAAUGACCAUUCUUAUUCCUUUA